UUAGGAGGGAACAUUGGGUCCUGAGAGCCUGGGUCCUUGGCAUUACUUGGCUCUUCUUCCGUGGAAGACUUGAAGACAGAAGGGUGCUCUGCCCCAGUUGACAAGCCCCCAUUAAGAAGGGAGUGGUUUGGUGGCAGUCUUGAUUUUUCCACCAUAUUUCUGUGCAGAGCUCUGAGCUCUUCACACUGACCUAUGGUGCUCUGGUCACUCAGCUGUGCAAAGACUAUGAAAAUGAUGAAGAUGUGAAUAAACAGCUGGACAAAAUGGGCUAUAACAUUGGAGUCCGACUGAUAGAAGAUUUCUUGGCACGGUCAAAUGUUGGGAGGUGCCACGACUUUCGGGAAACUGCAGAUGUCAUCGCCAAGGUGGCGUUCAAGAUGUACUUGGGCAUCACUCCGAGUAUCACCAAUUGGAGCCCUGCUGGUGAUGAAUUCUCCCUCAUUUUGGAAAAUAACCCCUUGGUGGACUUUGUGGAACUUCCUGAUAACCACUCAUCCCUUAUUUAUUCCAAUCUCUUGUGUGGGGUGUUGCGGGGAGCCUUGGAGAUGGUCCAGAUGGCUGUGGAGGCCAAGUUUGUCCAGGACACCCUGAAAGGAGAUGGUGUGACAGAAAUCCGGAUGAGAUUCAUCAGGAGGAUUGAGGACAAUCUCCCUGCUGGAGAGGAAUGACCAGCCCCAGGUCUGCGGGCAGCCAGCAGGGGCACUUGUUGGAAUCAGAAGGCCUCAUUGCUCCCUCUGUCCUCUAGAACUCAGUGACUCUUUAUAACACGGGUGUUAUAUAUUCUUCUAACCUUGUUUCCAUUCUCCAUGCUAAUAAAGAGCAGAUUGAUAGAGUCUAUUUGCUCCACAAGUGUGCAUAUUCAGGAGGGAAAUUCUUUGCUCCCUUUUUCUUCAAGGAUGUAGUCAUCCUUGGUUGGACUAGAAAGAGCUCAAGCCAUUUUACAUUCCUGUUUGAAUUUUCCAAAGCAAAGCCCACUCUGACCCAUUACGCGGCAGUCUACUCCUGGGCCUUCAGACAGCCGUUCGUAAAUGACUCUAGGAAGCCAGGGUUGUGGGCUGGGGGAGGAGAGCUGGCGGGGGUGGGUGGUGUUGCUAGCUGCAGUGUGACAUACUCCAGAGCUUGCCAGGAAAGGGGAGCCAGUCGUGCGGGAAACACUGACUUCUGGGAAGCCACCCAGAUCUCAUGCCUCCCUGCUGUUAGGAGGCAACAUCUCCUCUUUUUACAGAGGGUCCAUCCUUUUUUCUUACAAGUUCUUCAAUAAAGACAGAUUCUUGAAUGAAAUCCCAA
This is a messenger RNA of Talpa occidentalis (Iberian mole), 1287 nucleotides long. RefSeq names its product trafficking protein particle complex subunit 3 (gene TRAPPC3). Lineage: Eukaryota; Metazoa; Chordata; Mammalia; Eulipotyphla; Talpidae. Gene Ontology annotation, cellular component: cytosol; cis-Golgi network membrane; TRAPP complex. The record is from RefSeq and is a predicted model, not a curated record. Gene Ontology annotation, biological process: intra-Golgi vesicle-mediated transport; endoplasmic reticulum to Golgi vesicle-mediated transport. The transcript is spliced from 5 exons. The coding region runs from base 264 to 668 and encodes 134 amino acids.